AUGCGUGACACGCACCUGUAAUGGUCGCCGCUUCCGCUUUAUGUGAGGUGGAGAAAAUGAUAUGAACCGGCGACUGGAAACCAAAUAAUUCGAUUGACGAUCUUUGUGGUAAUUCAGGUGUCACUGACUGAUUCACCAUGUCUGCUUCAGCCAUUUAUCUCCUUGAUGUCAAGGGAAAGGUUCUGAUAAGUCGGAACUACCGGGGUGACAUCGACAUGUCUGUGAUUGACAAGUUCAUGACCUUAGUGAUGGACAAGGAAGAGGAGGGCAAUGUAUCCCCCAUCAUCCAACAUGGUGAUCUGGCGUACAUCUACAUCAAGUACAACAACCUGUACCUGGUGGCCACUUCCAAGAAAAACGCAAAUGCGGCUCUGAUGUUCUCCUUCCUGCAUAAACUUGUACAGAUAUUUGUGGAGUAUUUUAAAGAGUUGGAAGAGGAAAGUAUCCGAGACAAUUUUGUUGUCAUUUAUGAGCUUCUGGAUGAGGUGAUGGACUUUGGCUACCCUCAGACUACUGACAGCAAGAUCUUACAAGAGUACAUCACCCAAGACAGUCACAAGUUGGAGAUUGCUCCUCGUCCACCCAUGGCUGUCACCAAUGCUGUGUCGUGGCGAUCGGAAGGCGUGAAAUACAGGAAGAACGAAGUCUUUCUUGAUGUCAUAGAAUCUGUUAAUCUUCUCGUGAGUGCCAACGGCAAUGUGUUACGGAGCGAGAUAGUAGGAGCAAUCAAAAUGAGGGUGUUUCUGUCAGGAAUGCCUGAACUACGCCUCGGCCUAAAUGAUAAAGUUCUGUUUGAAAGUACAGGCAGGGGGAAGAGCAAGUCAGUGGAACUCGAGGACGUUAAGUUCCAUCAGUGUGUGCGACUGUCCAGAUUUGAAAAUGAUAGAACCAUCUCCUUCAUCCCACCAGACGGAGAGUUCGAACUCAUGUCCUACAGGCUCAAUACUCAUGUGAAGCCGCUGAUCUGGGUGGAGUCGGUGAUUGAGAGACACGCCCACAGCAGGGUGGAGUACAUGAUCAAGGCCAAGAGUCAGUUCAAGAGGAGAUCCACAGCCAACAAUGUUGAAAUCAUUAUUCCGGUACCAACUGAUGCGGAUUCCCCCAAGUUUAAGACGUCUGUUGGGAGUUGUAAAUACUCUCCAGAAAUAAGCAGUGUUGUCUGGAGCAUCAAGUCUUUCCCAGGAGGGAAGGAGUAUUUGAUGCGAGCCCACUUUGGUCUGCCCAGCGUGAUGAGUGAGGACCUUGAGGGUCGGCCUCCAAUCAAUGUCAAGUUCGAGAUUCCUUACUUCACUGUAUCAGGAAUUCAGGUUCGCUACCUAAAGAUCAUUGAGAAGAGCGGGUAUCAAGCGCUGCCAUGGGUGCGCUACAUCACACAGAACGGAGACUACCAGCUGCGCACCCAGUGAGAAGCUGCUUCUCAUUGUCUGGCAUCCUAGGAAUCCAUGUACAGUCAGACUAUAAGCUCAUCGUUGAAACAAGCCCCUACGUUCGGUCCUUGUAUGUCACACAGAGGGAUUGUAGCUCAGAACAAAAUGGAGAUCAUUUUUGUACGAUACAACGUGGAUGAUUUUAAUUAUACUGACAGAGAACUAUAUGUACUUUAAGUGUAUGAAACUAUUUAUAUAUUUGUUUAUGUAAGAAAAUGUAAAUUUUAUUGUUUAAGGAGAAAGAAUUAUUUGUUUUGAAAUAACCUAAACUGAAACACUUUGAAAACACAUAUCCAUGGGUUUUUUUUAUGUUAUUUGGCAAAAUGGCAACAAUAAUCAAAUUAGAUUGUUCAGUGUAUUUAGGCAUGAGGUAUUCAAACACAAAAUUGUCUUCGUUGGGUUGGAAUCCCACUCGAUGUGUUUAAGAUUAUGUGUUUUCAUUGUGUGUCAGUAUAGCUUAUUUCGUUUUUAGUUGUAGGAAUGGUGGUCCAAAUAAUAACACAUUCAUUGCAAUGUGGAUUGGCAGAUCUAUAGCUGUCAUUAAGGAAGCUAUUAGGAUAUAGUGUUGGAGUAUGGAGAGGAUUUUCUGAUAAGAGAAGCUCUAUGACUUUUGUCAUGGAUACCGGUAUAUUAUGUGUGACAUGAAAUGAUGUAACUGUUUGAUGCCGUCUUUGUUAGUUGGUGAAUUGGCUAUUCCGUGGACAGCAGUUUGAUGUAUAUACUUGUUGUUGGCCACAAGAGACGGACACACACAGAUCCUCUUGUAUUUAUUUGUGUUGAGUAGUUGAUCCAUCCUGUUUGCUACACUUACAUGUCUGAUUUAUUUCGAGUACUGUUUAAGUAUUACAAAGGUCAAGGAUGAUUUGUUUCAUUUUGUCGUAUAUAUAAUCAGAAAUUGUCAGCAAUCAAAACAUCAAUCGUAACCUUAAUUUAAAGAUUGUGCUGAAUGCUUUUUAGAAUUUUUCAGUUUGUAGUAAUUUGAUAUUGUUUUGAAAAUAUUGAAAAUAUAUAUGUGCAGUAUGUGACGUAUAUAACAUAUAUAACACUUUAACAAGUUAAUCAAGUUAAUAAAUUCUGCCAGCAGUUUUCAAUAAGAUUGCAAUAAACAUUAUAAGGUAUGUGACUGAUUUUAAGGAUCAGUAGCAUUAGUUGGUGGAUGAAAGGACCGAGGAACAGAGAUGUUACUGAAUAGUAUAAAUAUGUGAUAUAUAAAUGAAAUAUUAGAAUGAUGCAUGUUAUCAUUGUUAUGACAAUGACUUUUCUGAAGAUAAUGUUAAAAUAGCAUUGAUAGAUUCAUUGACUCCAUUUCAUUGAAUUAAGAUCAGAUGUUAUAAAAUUGAGGUUUCAAUGAUGUCAUGAUCAGUGCUUUUCCAAGUUAACUGUAAAAUAUCACGACUAGAAUUGAUUAUAUAUGUGGGAUGUUAUUUACCGUUAAUGAAAUGUUGUAUGGGGCAUUGAUUUACUUUGUGUAUGUUUUAUGUCACUUUCAAUACAGCUAUUUAAGUAUUCAUGGUUGCUAGACUUUUGACCAUCAGCAUAUAUGUCAAGAGGUCAUAUAUAUGUUUCAAUCACUCCUCAAGGUACAACAUAGGCAUACGUACUUUGUCAAGCAUUUUUCUCAAACUGAACCCAGUUAUAACAGCAUUUUACCUCUUAAUAUUUCCGGUAAUUUCUGUAUCUCGGAAUAGGUUUACCUCAAUAUAUUUAUUGGUCCAUCCUCACAACAUAAGCAGGUUCCAAGAUUUUUCUAAAUACAUUUGGCACAGGAAAUUUGUUACUGAAAUAGGUUAUCAUGUUGCUUAUGAGUGGCACAUCUUGUAUUAACACAUUUGUUCAAUGAUAUAUUUUCUCAAAGCCUUUGGUCGUUUAUGAAAUAUAAAUAAAUUUAGUUUUGUCAAAUUUGAGAGGAAUGUUAACAAUUUUUUCGAGUUCAGACUGUUUGGAGUUAUGGUGAGUGGAUAGUUAUGAACAGGUGAUAUAACAUGUAGCACUUUUCUCAGAACUGUGAUGUUUUUGUUCAUAAGUGAGAUUAUCAAGCUUGGUGUUGGUUACCACAUAAAGUUUAAUAGAAUGUUUUUUUACUCUUUCCUGAUUGUUAAUUCCGUAGACCUCUAAACCAAGUAAAACAACAUAAACAGCCCAAUCUCACUGAUAAGAGGACUGUGCCAUGUUUUACUAGAAUGACUUUUCGAACACUAUUAUACACAAUAAAUUGUAUUGUAAUUUUGUUAUGACAUUAGUGUGAAGCAAAUAUGGUAACAAGAACUAGGUAAGAUUUAGGGGGAAAAUGUGAAAGAAUGAAGUUUGAGAUAUUGUACUGGUUGCUAUGACAUGUUUGCGACAACUAGUGUAAGAUUAUGUUCGCAGCCUAUGUGACAAGUCCUGGAAAUGACAUCGAGAUUGAAGGAAGCUGUCCUUCUGUCAGACUAAUAAGCAGUGUGUCUACAUUCCUCAUGGUUACACAACUUGUUUGUCAUGUAUUUCAUCAAUUAAAUCUGCAAGUGCUA
Messenger RNA from Haliotis rufescens (red abalone), 3934 nucleotides. Its product is annotated as AP-1 complex subunit mu-1. The coding region runs from base 138 to 1406 and encodes 422 amino acids. Gene Ontology annotation, biological process: intracellular protein transport; vesicle-mediated transport. Gene Ontology annotation, cellular component: clathrin-coated vesicle; clathrin adaptor complex. NCBI's taxonomy places the organism in Eukaryota, Metazoa, Mollusca, Gastropoda, Lepetellida, Haliotidae. The record is from RefSeq and is a predicted model, not a curated record. Gene Ontology annotation, molecular function: clathrin-cargo adaptor activity. The transcript has 11 exons.